UAUCUUCACCUUCAGUGUGCUGCGGUCCGCGGUGAUAUGUGGGUGUGUGUCUGGUGUCAUUAGGAAUAUACCGCUUUGUUGCAGUGACCCAGUGUUGGAGACUCACACGCCCACCCAUUAUUAUUUCACUUCAGCAGCCUCCAUGAAGCAUUGAACACCCAGCACUGUGCCUCCAGCUAAGUAAUCAGCCAGGGCAAGAUGCGGUGGCGGUGGCUGUGGUGGUCAGCGGUGGUGCUGUGUGGGCUGCAAGCCUUGCUGGCCUCGACGGCAACAGCCGAGGAGCAGAUGGACGCCCUAAGCCUUGAGAAAGCUAUCUUGGACCUGCUAACUCCACUCCUGGGGGAUGUGACCACGGCUCUCCAGGGCUUCAUUGACAUCGGCAAGGUCGGGAUGGGCGUGGUCAAGUUCAUCAGCAUCAUCACUGACCAGACUGAGGGUAAAUUAAUUCCUAAGAGCAAGACCCACCACAGACGUGUCCCCAGGCAGGCCUUUUAUUACUUGAAUAUAUUCAGUCUCAGUGCAGAGGACAUGAACUUUGGCUCAUAUGUUCCUUUGGCUGACAGGAAAAUGUUGGCAAUGUUUGAGGUGCUUUCUGAUCGCCUUGACCAAAUGGAACACGGUGUGAAUGGAGUUGCAAACUCCAUGAGAGACCUUGCCAACGGGAUGCAAAACAUGGUGCGCUGGGAAAUUGCCCUUAACACCAUGGAGGAAUAUAUCCGGCCCAUCAAUACUCUCUACAAGAGAUUCCGUCUCUACCAGCGCAUGAAAGACAAGAUUGAGGACCACACGCUUAUGGACUUUGCCAAUGCUGUUGUCUCCCAUGACUCUACUUCUGUCAUGUCUCUGAUGGGACGCCUGCACAGCAUGGCUGUGCCAAAGGCAGCGCAUCAAACAGCAGCCCUGGGAGGUGCAGUGUCUAUUUCAGCUUGGAAUGUGAAGGGAAGAGUUACCCGAAAGAUGGUACUACAAGAGAAACUGAUAACUGAAAACAUGGAUGACAGCAAUCAGCCCAAAAAACGUUCACUUCGACCGUCCCUGUUCCGAAUGUUUCAAGAUGCCUUGAGGACCAGCAACACCUGUCACCUAUACCAGUCACCACAGCAGCUGAUGGAAGGGUUGCACAUCAUCCUCGCCCUCACAGAGGCUCGAGGCUUUGCAAUGCUGGAGUUUGCAUGGAUGCUUUUAAGAGUGUAUAACGAAGGAAACUUUACAAUAGAGCAGGAAGUGGCAAAGCAGCUGUACCUGCAGUACUCAGCAGAUAUUUUGCAUGAAGCAAAAACUGUGCUGGAACAGUUACCUCGUGACUUCUACAGAUGUGAUCCACGACACCAUCGGGAAGGGGAAACGUAUAUCCAGUUGACCGAACUUCUGCAAGGCUACAUAGAGAAUGAAGUUGACAUGAAUUCUGAUGGUUCAUGCUCACAAAAGUGUGGGUAUUAUCAGCAUGCCCAAAGCGAAGGAUGCUACCUGCCCAGCUCCCAAUACUGUGGCAAGCAUCGCCGCUGUGGAGGAAUGAUACACGACUGUAGAUUUUAUGAUGCAGAUGCCACAGUCUGUAUUUCCAAAAAUCCCUACAGGAGGUAUGAUUUCAUUGCUUAUGAAAACCGUAAGCAUCUGGGUAGUCGCCAGAGAUGUGAAGGCACCGAAAUGAAGGUUGAUUCAUGGUGGAGAUUCCUCUAUCACUGUUCCUAUUGCUUAUGUCUCUGUGAUGAUGGAAACUCUCCUUCAAGUGAUCGCUACAUCAGUCUGGUUCCAGCAAUUAGUGACAUACAAAACAACAUGGUAGUGACUGGAGUGAAGUUCACCAAGCAGAGGCAGGUGAUCCACAUCCAGAUACAGCAAGGACAGGCUCUCCCCCAAGGGCAGAUCAACAGUACUACCAUUCAGUGGGUAAAAACUAAGCCCAUUCAAGUUAAGAGUGAGGCGUACACUGAAGGCCAAGACUACAAGAAAUUGUCUUUUGAAGAUCGAAGCAUUGAUCUGGACCGACUGGAAGGACCCAAGGAUCACGCUGUUACUGGUGUGCGCUUCAGGAUGCUUGGCUCACACAUUAACUUGGAGGUGAAAAUCACUCCAAUCAAUUACACAACUGGGGUAAUGCAGCCUGACAAGAGUUACUGGAUCAGUAAUGACAACACUCCUGCCAUGGCAAGAAGUCCACGUGGAGAACUUCAGCUCCACUCCCCUGAUGACCCCACAAAGUUCCCCGCCUUGUCCAAGAUUGACUCCCGACCAGACACCUUCAUGCGCUUUGUUCCCACUGACCGAGUGAAGGAUGUUGCUCAGCUCACUGUUCCUUUCUUUGACUCUCAAACUGUGGCACCAGCCCCUGGCACUUGGCUGUCAGGCAUAGAACUCUUCCAUAAAGGUCAGCCUGGAUCUGGAGGCUUCUUAGCAAUGAAGGUCAUGAACUAUGACAUGACCCUAUACAUGGAAGGCAGCAGCAAUGAACCCAGAACUGUAGUGUUGCCUGAGUCUCAGUAGCUCACUACUACCACUUCAGUUUAUUACAGAACCAUUUAAAGAUGGAUUGCAAGGAACAUUUUUUAAAUGUAUAUUAUAUUGACAGUAGUAUUCAAACAAUAAAAAAAUAGAUUUGAAU
Molecule: messenger RNA, 2602 nt
Organism: Eriocheir sinensis (Chinese mitten crab)
Lineage: Eukaryota; Metazoa; Arthropoda; Malacostraca; Decapoda; Varunidae
Exons: 14
Coding region: 199-2484 (761 amino acids)
Source: RefSeq, a predicted model, not a curated record